AUGAAGACCACCGCCUUCAUCACCGCCCUCCUCCCCUUCAUCACCCCCGUCCUAUCUCUCACCAUCCCGAUCCCAGCUCCAACCCACGACGUCGCUCCCCCCUCGGCUACCCACCCACGCCCUGCCCCUGCCCCACGCGCACCUGCAUUCGACACCUCAGCCGACGGCCUCUACCGCGUCACCGUUGAUUCUGAGGGCAACCCCGUAACGGAAUUUACUCCCUACGAUGAUCUCCUUGUCAACGUGACUUCUACCGAAACCCGGUCUAAUUCCGGUCCCGCUGUCGUCGGUGGCCUUGAGAAACGCAGAGAAGAUUGUGGACCGGGAUCGACGAAUGUGAAUGAUGCGGAUGCGGCGAAUAAGUGCCUGCUGGACGGGUUUGCGCCGGGGGAUGUUCAUUUGAAUAAACAUGCUUGGACUUAUUGCGUCCGCAACGAAGUAGUCUCCUUCAUCUGCCCCUACUCCUCCAACGGCUACAAGCCGCGCGACGCCAUCCAAGCCACCAUGUACUACGUCAAGCAAAAGUGUGGACCUUCCACGAUGGGCUACGCGCAGGUAUCGGGCGGCAUGGGCGAUUGGACUACGGGUUAUGCGAGGAGGAGCGAUCAUUUUUGUGAUAAGGUUUUUUUAUUGGGAACUAGACUAUCUCUACAGUAA
Sordaria macrospora k-hell is the source of this 657-nucleotide messenger RNA. RefSeq lists its product as uncharacterized. NCBI's taxonomy places the organism in Eukaryota, Fungi, Ascomycota, Sordariomycetes, Sordariales, Sordariaceae. The record is from RefSeq and is a predicted model, not a curated record.